Messenger RNA from Penicillium expansum, 1932 nucleotides. RefSeq lists its product as uncharacterized. The coding region runs from base 1 to 1932 and encodes 643 amino acids. NCBI's taxonomy places the organism in Eukaryota, Fungi, Ascomycota, Eurotiomycetes, Eurotiales, Aspergillaceae. The transcript is spliced from 2 exons. The record is from RefSeq and is a predicted model, not a curated record.
AUGGAUCACCUUCCGGUUGAAAUUCUACAGCAAAUAUGCCUCAAUCUCGAGGGUCCUGCAUACUGUCCACCCAAAGACCUGUCAUCUUUCAGUCAGAUCAACCGUCUCUGCAACCAGGCGGCAGUCCCUAUACUGUACCGGAAGAUUACACUGAUAUGCGAUGCAUCCCAAGGCCUGGAGGCUGCCUUGUCGAAAGUGACAGAAGCCCCCCGGGCGAGUAACUUCACGAGAUUUGCUAGGAGGUUAUCCCUUGUGUGUAUUGAUUUGGCGCCAGAGUCUGAACCCGGACAAGCCCGGCCAUGGACGCUAGAGCCAUGGGCACUCAACAUGGUAACUGACCCACAUCCGGCGACGAGAAAAGGGUUCUUGGAGCAUGAUAUGACCUCUUGCUACUCAACAUCUGGCGGAGACUUACUUUCAAAUUGCCUAAGAAGCAUUGGGAAAACUCCAAACUGGGCACCGGUCGUGUCGCUCAUCGCGAGCUUGAACCGUCUUGAUCAAUUCGACUUUAUCACGGAAGACGACUUCUCAGCCGAUUUGACGGAAGCUUUUUGGCGCUACCACCCCAAUUGCAGGCUGAAUCUUCUCAGCAACCAAAAGGUGGGACCUAGUCCACUCUAUCCAGAUGCUGCAUCGGUGUCUAAAUAUGUAAACGAAUUCAGCGAAUUCAAGAUGGACACUCUUCAGCUACCGGGUCUUCACACCCUGACGACGGCGAUUUCCAUUUACUACAGGCGGUCGGUUGAACACCAACAACUUUGGGAGAUGAUGCCUUUCCUGUUCACUAGCCCGGGGCUAAAGCACCUUUGUCUGAAUCCCAGCGAUGGUGUUCAUCAAGCUGGAGUGGAUCUGCUGAAAGCGACAUGGCGAAGCUUGAUUGACAAAGUCAAGCCCAAGGCAGUAUCCCAGUUAGAAUCAAUCACAAUCCCCAGCAACCGGCCCGAAGGAAUUAUGCUUUCCAAAUUAGCUGCCGCAGGAGAUCUUUCUCAACUUCGCUCACUCGACAUUGGUUGCGUCUGUGAACCGGAGAAACUUGUCAACGUUGCCGACUUAUUGCCAAAUCUAAAGAGGCUUUUCCUUGAUCUCGAUCAAAGGGGUCGGAAUCCUGCGGCCCUCGAGACUGACACCGCUAAAUCAAUGGCUGGGAUACUUGCCUUUUGCCCCUUGGAAUAUCUCUAUAUCAGGGGCCUUCGCGAGGUUGAAGCCUUGGACAGAAUCAUCCAGUGUCAUGGAUCAUCAUUGAAGGGACUUGCUCUAGUUCCCAACAAGGUCCACCUGUAUCCCAGACUCAAUAAUUCCAAGCUACUCGAAAUGGUGAAUCUUUGUCCGAACCUGGAAGAGUUACGCCUUCAAAUGAAGAGGUCAGUAGGCAACAAAGCAGAGUGUGAGAUGUACAAAGCGCUAGGUACAUUCCCCAAUCUCCAAAGACUAUUUCUAGAUUUGGAUUUCGAUGCUCGACCAAAGGCACUGAGAACGGGAAGCAGUCUCGAAACAGACGAUCUUGAUCUCCGACGAACUUUCAUCAAUGCAGCCAUGGACGAGAACCUCGCUCUCCAGAUUUGGAGCAUGAUCAAAGACAUGAGCCCACGUUUGAAAGACCUUCGCAUUUUCCCAUACGGAAACAGGUGUUUUGCCCACGAGGAGCGUUACUUGCUCAACUGCUUUGCGCGAUCAUAUCGGCUUACAGGUUAUAACGUUGAGAACCCCGGAGUACCCGUCAUAGAGCAGAUUGGGAAAAGAGCAUGGGAGAUCCAACGAGCAAGGCAUAACAGUGGGCUUGAAUCUCCUCCUGAUAACGAGAUUCGUCUCUCUGGUAGAGUGGCGUCCGUCCUUCAAGGUAUCUGGCCCCAGGUGUCCGAGCAGACUUUCAGAAGCGAGUGGUGGGAUUGUUGGACCAGCCUACCUUUACAACCCAACACCCAGUCUUGGUGA